Suncus etruscus (white-toothed pygmy shrew) is the source of this 2838-nucleotide messenger RNA. RefSeq names its product bromodomain testis associated (gene BRDT). Bases 1 to 2838 code for a protein of 945 amino acids. The transcript is spliced from 18 exons. The record is from RefSeq and is a predicted model, not a curated record. Gene Ontology annotation, cellular component: nucleus; chromatin. Gene Ontology annotation, biological process: chromatin remodeling; positive regulation of transcription elongation by RNA polymerase II. Lineage: Eukaryota; Metazoa; Chordata; Mammalia; Eulipotyphla; Soricidae.
AUGUCACUGCCAAGUCGGCAAACAGCUAUUGUUAACCCUCCACCACCAGAGUAUAUAAAUACGAAGAAAAAUGGGCGAUUGACAAAUCAGCUACAGUAUCUACAAAAAGUUGUCCUGAAAGCUUUAUGGAAACAUAGUUUUUCAUGGCCUUUUCAACAACCUGUGGAUGCUGUGAAACUAAAGUUACCUGAUUAUUACACCAUCAUUAAAAACCCAAUGGAUUUAAAUACAAUUAAGAAGCGUUUGGAACAUAAAUAUUAUGUGAAAGCUUCAGAAUGUAUAGAAGACUUUAAUACAAUGUUCUCAAAUUGUUAUUUAUACAACAAGCCUGGAGAUGAUAUUGUUGUUAUGGCACAAGCUCUGGAAAAAUUAUUUAAGCAGAAAUUACCUCAAAUGCCACAAGAAGAACAAAUUGUAGGUGGUAAGGACAGAACAAAGAAAGGCACCCAACAGAAUGUAGCUGUUUCUUCUAUUAAAGAAAAAAAAUCCCCUAAGGCACCAGAAAAGAUACCUAAGCAGCAAUUGUCUCCCUCUGUAUUUACUGAGACAAAAGUUUCUCCUUCAAAUACUGCACAGGACUCUCCUCUCAACUCAGCUCCACAAACAGUGACCCAAGUUACAAAGGGUGUGAAAAGAAAAGCAGAUACAACUACUCCUACAACUUCUAUGGUGAAAACAAGCAGUGAGUCCUCCCCAACAUUUACCGAAAAAAAAUCAGUGAAAAUGCCACCUAUAAAAGAAAACGUGCUAAAGAAUGUUUUGCCAGAUUCUCAGCAACAAUGUAAAGUUGCGAAGAGUGUUGAAGUAACCGAACAAUUAAGGCAUUGUAGUGAGAUUCUUAAAGAAAUGUUUGCAAAAAAACACUUGUCAUAUGCAUGGCCCUUUUACAAUCCUGUUGAUGUUAAUGCUUUAGGACUCCAUAACUACUAUGAUAUUGUGAAAAAUCCAAUGGACCUUGGAACUAUCAAGGGGAAAAUGGACAACCAAGAAUAUAAGGAUGCAUAUGAAUUUGCUGCAGACGUUAGACUUAUGUUCAUGAAUUGCUACAAAUACAAUCCUCCAGAUCAUGAAAUAGUGGCAAUGGCACGAAUGCUCCAAGAUGUCUUUGAAGUGCUUUUUGCGAAGAUUCCAGAUGAACCUGUUGAAAGCAUGCCUGUAUGUUGUCUCAAAACAGAAAGCACAAAAACUCUUAAUAAAGAAAGCAAUAAUGGAGCUUCCUCUGAAGAUAACUCUUCUGGUGACUCGGAAGAUGAACGAGUUCGGCGUCUUACAAAACUUCAGGAACAGCUUAAAGCUGUUCACCAACAGCUGCAGGUUCUGUCCCAAGGACCUUUUCGUAAGCUGAAGAAAAAGAAUGAGAAGUGUAAAAGGGAAAAUAAAAAAGAGAAGAUUAAUAGCAGACUUGAAAAUCCAAGGAAAAGGCUUAUGCAAAUGAAAUUAAAGGAAAAUUCUAAGAUCAAUCCACCCAAGAAGAAGAAACAGGCCCCUACUCUGAAACCUGACAAUGAAAUUAAUGCAAAACCUAUGAACUAUGAUGAAAAACGGCAGUUAAGUCUGGAUAUAAACAGACUUCCUGCAGAAAAACUUGGGCGAAUUGUUCACAUAAUACAAUCAAGAGAGAAUGCUAUGAGGAAUUCCAGUCCUGAUGAGAUCGAAAUAGACUUUGAAACCCUGAAAGCAUCCACACUAAGAGAACUUGAGAAAUAUGUUGCUACCUGUCUAAGAAGAAGACCACUAAAACCUCGUGGCCCGAAAAUAGUGAAAUCCAGAGCGGAACUGCUUGCACAGAGAAAACAGGAGCUAGAAAAGCGAUUGAUGGAAGUCAAUAAUCGAUUGAAUUGUGGAAAACGUCCAGCAAAAUGUGAGAAACCACAGCCAGUCAAGACUGUGGCAAGUGGGUCCCAGCUGAGUGAGAGCAGUAGCAGUAGCAGUAGCAGCAGCAGCAGCAGCAGCAGCUCAGGAGAGUCUGGAAGUAGCAGCAGUGACUCGAGUUCCUCUGACAGCAGUGAUUCUGAAUCAGAAACGCUUCCUAAAUUUACUGAAGUAAAGCAGAGUGAUUCAUCUUCUAAAGAGAAAGGAAAGAAAGUAGAGGCUUUAUUUCCCUAUCAGGGUCAGCCUGGCGUAUGGCAUAUACAAUCUUCAGUGCACGAGACCACCUCUGUGAAAACUACAGUUCACCAAACCCCUCAUUCAUGCACAGUACCACCCAAUCACUACCAGUUAACAGUUAAUAAGGAAUCAGAACAUUUACAGAAUGUAAAAAAUAUUUCGCCCUUAGAAAUUCUGCCUUCCUCAGGUAAUUCUGAACAGCAGGUGACUGAUCAGACGGUGAUGCAUCAGUCUGAUGAUAAUGCCCCAUUGGUGCUAGAAUCUGAAUGUCAAGUUCCUGUGCAGAAGGACAUAAAGAUCAAGAACGCAGACUCCUGGAAAAGUUUAGGCAAGCCAGUAAAAACAUCAGGAGUGCUGAAAUCUUCAGAUGAGCUCUUCAACCAAUUCAGAAAAGCAGCAAUAGAAAAGGAAGUAAAAGCUAGGACACAGGAACUGAUACGGAAACAUCUGGAACAUAAUACUAAGGAACCAAAAACAAUUCAAGAAAACCAGAGGGAACUUGGAGUCGCCCUGGACCCUGUUUCAAAUAAAAUACAAAACAAGUGCCUUGGAGAAGAAUACCAGCAGCCAUCAGAAGCUCAAGAUAAAAGCAAAAUCUGGCUUUUAAAGGACCGUAAUUUAGCAAGGGAGAAAGAACAAGAACGAAGGAGAAGAGAAGCAAUGGCGGGUACCAUUGAUAUGACUCUUCAGAGCGACAUUAUGACAAUGUUUGAAAACAACUUUGAUUAA